This is a messenger RNA of Parastagonospora nodorum SN15, 984 nucleotides long. RefSeq lists its product as hypothetical. The record is from RefSeq and is a predicted model, not a curated record. Bases 1 to 984 code for a protein of 327 amino acids. The transcript has a single exon. Lineage: Eukaryota; Fungi; Ascomycota; Dothideomycetes; Pleosporales; Phaeosphaeriaceae.
AUGCGAUUGAACUCAGAAAAUCCCUGGCUCACGAAGUCGCGGCAUUCUGCCUUGGUGCAACUCCCUACCCACAAGCUCUGGGCUUCUGUCUCAGGUCCUAUCCGCCUGCCCAAUGCGCCACUAUUGAUCUUCUUCACGGGCGGAGCUGUAUCAUUAGCAAUCUACGUGACAUUGCAGCAACAGCUCAGCGAAAAUGUCCGCGUACUCUUUUAUGAUCGCGCAGGAUACGAUCGAAGCACACUCCCACCACCAAAGUCGCCGGGCGGCGAGAAGGACAUUCUUGCACAAGAUACGGCGGAGGAUCUGAAAAACCUGCUGUCUUUGACACAGCUCAACCCGCCUUACCUUCUGAUGGGUCACUCCUUUGGUGGAAUACCGGCACGCUGCUUCUUGUCCCUCACUCCCUCAAACAUCGCUGGAAUGGUACUGCUGGAUUGUGCCACAGAGCUCAUGAUGGCAAUGCAUAAGCGUCUUCCACCACUAGAACUAGAAGCUGUAACAAGAAAUGUGGACUACGAAGCAAUCACCCAUCUCCGCGAGGAGUCGGGCAUGACUCAGGAACAAUGGGACUACGCCGUCGAAGCACAGGGACGCACAAACGAGAGCUUCGGGCGUGAAGAUACACACGCUGGUGCUGAUAAACUGGCGCAAGAGCGUCAAUUCGAGAAGCAAAUCAUGGGUACAACACCCCUGACUGUUCUCCGCUUCCACGCAACCCACGACUGUCAAGUGCUCUACGAUGCCGGCGUUGCGAACGGCGACGGAACGCAAGAAGAAAGACGUGUUGUGAGAGACUUCAUCGAACGAUUCGGCCUAUACCACGAUCAAAUUGAGAGAGCGCAAUGUCAACUGUCCAAGAAUGCAGAGUUCAGAUACUACGGAGACUUUGGGCAUGAUUUGCCAAUCCGAAGGCCCGAAAUCGUAGUCGAAGAAGUAAAAAAACUCCUCGUUCGCAUCAAGGCUCAUCGCUCUAUGACACCAUAG